AUGAGUGGAGGCCCCACACAUACCUCAGAGAAGUAUCUAAUGCCCUCCCAGUCACCCCAUCCCAAUCCCCUGGAUAUAGACCCUCUCACCUCAGAGAAGUGUCUAAUGCCCUCCCAGUCACCCCAUCCCAAUCCCCUGGAUAUAGACCCUCUCACCUCAGAGAAGUGUCUAAUGCCCUCCCAGUCACCCCAUCCCAAUCCCCUGGAUAUAGACCCUCUCACCUCAGAGAAGUAUCUAAUGCCCUCCCAGUCACCCCAUCCCAAUCCCCUGGAUAUAGACCCUCUCACCUCAGAGAAGUAUCUAAUGCCCACCCAGUCACCCCAUCCCAAUCCCCUGGAUAUAGACCCUCUCACCUCAGAGAAGUGUCUAAUGCCCUCCCAGUCACCCCAUCCCAAUCCCCUGGAUAUAGACCCUCUCACCUCAGAGAAGUAUCUAAUGCCCACCCAGUCACCCCAUCCCAAUCCCCUGGAUAUAGACCCUCUCACCUCAGAGAAGUAUCUAAUGCCCUCCCAGUCACCCCAUCCCAAUCCCCUGGAUAUAGACCCUCUCACCUCAGAGAAGUAUCUAAUGCCCUCCCAGUCACCCCAUCCCAAUCCCCUGGAUAUAGACCCUCUCAUCUCAGAGAAGUGUCUAAUGCCCUCCCAGUCACCCCAUCCCAAUCCCCUGGAUAUAGACCCUCUCACCUCAGAGAAGUAUCUAAUGUCCUCUCAGUCACCCCAUCCCAAUCCCCUGGAUAUAGACCCUCUCACCUCAGAGAAGUAUCUAAUGCCCACCCAGUCACCCCAUCCCAAUCCCCUGGAUAUAGACCCUCUCACCUCAGAAAAGUGCCUGAUGCCCUCCCAGUCACCCCAUCCGAAUCCCCUGAAUAUAGCCCCUCUCCAUUCUCACCAAUAA
Messenger RNA from Oncorhynchus kisutch (coho salmon), 894 nucleotides. Its product is annotated as extensin-like. The coding region runs from base 1 to 894 and encodes 297 amino acids. The record is from RefSeq and is a predicted model, not a curated record. Lineage: Eukaryota; Metazoa; Chordata; Actinopteri; Salmoniformes; Salmonidae. The transcript has a single exon.